Molecule: messenger RNA, 1797 nt
Organism: Chlamydomonas reinhardtii
Lineage: Eukaryota; Viridiplantae; Chlorophyta; Chlorophyceae; Chlamydomonadales; Chlamydomonadaceae
Exons: 8
Coding region: 487-990 (167 amino acids)
Source: RefSeq, a predicted model, not a curated record
AUGUAAAACGUAUAACAACGCACAGAAAUUAUUUCAUCACAUCACCACUGCGCAUAGCCAGACUCACGAGACCAACUCCCGUCCGAAGACACGCGAAGCUUUUCCUCUGCCCUGCCUUUCUCCCCGGCACAGUCCCAGAUGAUAGCACUGACACGUGCUCGACAACUCGCUGCCGUAAAGCGGAAUGUCGGCAGCGUGACGACGGAGCUCGGCCUGCGAGUGCACAGACCCCACGUCAGCAUCGACCCCGCGUGGCACCGGGCUCGGACCUUGGCCGCCCGCGCCUCUAAAAAGGACGACGGGGACAAAUCAUGGGGAGAGAUUCUGGACGACGCUGCCGGCGUGGCCAAGUCGUUGUUCAAUAAAAUCAAGGAUACCGCCACCACUCUGGUGCCCGGCAGCACCACCAGCACCCCCGCCAGCUCCGACACCCGGUCCGGCAAACCCGCAACCACAAACCGGCCCGAGGCACCGGUGGCGCCCACAAUGGGCGGCGGUGGCGGCCUGCUUCCCAACCUGUUGGGUCGGGCUGUGGGCGGGCUGCUGAACGCCGCCGUGAGCCAGUUGGGUGCGCAGCUGGACGCGGCGGCCAAGGAGCAGGCGGGCGUGUACGAGGAGGCGGCGGCGCGGCUGCAGGGUAGCGCCAAGCUGAGGUCAAGGCUGGGCGCCGUGACUGUGGGGCCGCUCAUAUCGCAGGCCUCCAGCGGCAGCUCCAUCAACGGCGUGGUCACCAAGCAGAUUAUGCUGGUGAUGCCGGUGUACGGCAGUGGCGGCGGCGCGGGCACGGCGCAAGUCAGCGUGGUGGAAGGGCCGCAGCAGCGCGGCGGCGGAGGCGGGUCAGGCCGCACCAUGCAGAUCACGGUGCGGACAAGCGACGGCGGGGUCAUUGCAGUCGACGACGGGCCCGCUGGCGGCGGCGGCGGGGGCAGUGGCGGCCGCGGCAACGUGAUUGACGUGGAGUUCCGGGAGGUCGACAGCAACAAGAAGUAAACACACAUGUCAACUCAGCCCCUGGCCACUCAUCUUUGCGGAAGUUUUGCGCCGAUGGGGAGGGGGGGUGUUGGGGGGAGGGGCACUCCCUCCCCCCGCACGGGAUGCAAGUGUCGCAUGGUAGUGUUGGCACCAGCACAUGAGGACGGGCGGUGUUCCCACGCCAAGGGGAGGGGGUUUCGGGGGGGGGGGGGGCGGGGGCGCUCGCCCCCCGCCAUACAGGAGGGUGCUGGCGCGCGAACGGACGGGCGGCGAAGCGGCCAAAACAUAGUAAAAAAUGGUCAGGCAGUGAGUCUCGGGCUGGGCUUUGCGUAGAGUUGCAAGUCACGUGACAUUGGAUGUUUGUUGUUGGCAAGGGGCUGUGGGCAGGGGGACGCCGCAAGCCGCGCUAGGGUGUCGAGGAGCCCCAGGGAUAACUUAGUUGUGGUCUGCUUACCAAGUGCCGCAUAGUGCGUGAAAUCCACAAUAUUGUUGAGGCGGGCGCGAGCACGCUGCAAGUGGCACGGGACGUCACUGGACUGCGGAAGGGAAGGGGCGUGAUUGUAUGAGUCGAACUCUAAAGCGCGAACGGCCCAGAACUAGGAUGGUCAGGAUGGUCAGGAUGGUGUGCAGGAGGAUGCUGGACGGUUUGCACUUGAGUCGGAAGGGUUCAUAUGGCCCUGCGCAUGCAUACCACAUUAUGUGUUGGUACAGCGUAAUCAUUUAUGUUGCCAGCGAGUGCAAAGCCAGCAGGCUCCUCACACUACUACGCACGGUCAAAUUCUCGCUGAAGGGCCUCUGAUCAGAUCUUUAAUGAUGCAUACGAAU